AUGGAACCAGUAUUUCGAGCUGGACGACUUAACAAAAUUGCAGAUCAUCUAUCAAGAUAUCCAAUAGAAGAUAACCAAGAAGAAAACACAAUCAAAGUUUGUUUAGCAGUUUUUACACCACCAAACAGCCGUAUUUUAAUAGCACAAAAUACAGAUCCAUUCUGCAAACAAGUAGCCAAGGAGCUAUCCAGUAACAAACAGGACAAUCAAUGUAAACAAUAUAAAGAAUUGUACAGAUAUGAAAAUGAAAUUCUUGUUUUCAUUCAAAAAGAACAUGGCCGUGAACAAGCGAAAAUUGUGAUUCCAUUUUCAGUCAGGCAAUCCGUAUUCAAACUUUGUCAUGAUGACUCGGGACAUUUUGAUGUUGUUAAAACGUUAGCCAAAAUACGUUCAAGAUAUUGGUGGAGCACAAUGCGUCAAGACACUAGGUUGUACAUUAAGGGUUUACAGGUUAUGUAUCAUCACAAGACAGGUAAAGUGUUACUCCUACUAGACAAUGCACCCACUCACCCAUCCGCCAAAGUAUUGAAUUUAAUUGAUCCAGAUUAUAAAGUCAUGUUUUUUCCACCAAAAGUAACGUCUUUGAUUCAACCCAUGGAUCAGGGAGUAAUCGAAAAGUUCAAAAGAAUGUACCAAAAACAAAUGUUGAGGAGACUUUUAUUAAAUGAAGGCACUGGAGAGAGUGUUGUUGCAUUUUCAAAAUUAUUGAAUUUGAAACACUGCUGUUACAUGGCAGCAGUUGCCUGGGAUAAUUUGACUGAGGAAAAUUUACGAAAUGCUUGGAAGAAGUUGUGGGUUGCUUCUAUGGAGUUAGAAGCCGAAGAAGAAACUGAUCUAAAUAAUCUUGAUGAUUUUGAAAAAGAGAUAUGA
Messenger RNA from Diuraphis noxia (Russian wheat aphid), 870 nucleotides. RefSeq lists its product as uncharacterized. NCBI's taxonomy places the organism in Eukaryota, Metazoa, Arthropoda, Insecta, Hemiptera, Aphididae. The record is from RefSeq and is a predicted model, not a curated record.